UGUCAAGUUAUUGGCCCCUUUACGCAAAAUGUCGCAAUCUACCGAAAUAACAUUAAAUUCGCUUUUUGAUGAAGCUUAUAAACUUUUUGAAUCAUUUGACAAACGUGAUGAUCCCAGCAAUAGUUCAGAAUUUCAGCAAUCCGUGAAGAAAUGUAUAAAGAUGUUUGAGGAUUCUACCCGUCUUGUAAGCGAAUGCGGAAUGUUUAGCAAGAAUGAGACCUAUGAAGAAAUCUCAACAAAUGACCUAAAAUUUCUUCUACUGCCAUAUUUUCUUGCUCAGACAACAUUAAAAUUAUGCGUUCAAGAUCGUAAAAACAUAGUUGAUGUUGCGAAAAUAUAUUAUGAAGAUUUCUUGAAACGUUGUGAAGAAUAUGGUUUGUGUGAAAGAAGUUCAACAGCAGUUUCUAAAGCUACAGACAUUGUUGUAAGAGAUGAAAUGGCUCGUCUCACACAAAUGGCACAACAACGCAAUCAAAAACUUCAAAAAUAUCAACAAAAGAAAGAGUUAAACGAUCAAAUUAAACAAUUGAAAAUUGCUAUGGAACAUGACUUUUCUGAUGAUGAAAUUAAAAGGAAUUUUUAUCUUAAACUUAUCAAGCUUUGUGUGUGGGAAUCUCAAGAUGAGCUAUCAACAUUAGAUCAAGAAUUUGAAAUUUUAAAGCAUAUCGAAGGUCUUCGGAAACAUGAUCCCGAUUUCGAGAAGAGUUCAGGAAAUACUGCCAAGCAUCCUCAUACCCAAACACCUUUGAAACCAAUAAUAAUUACUAAAGAUGUGAUUCAAAAGGCUGUUUAUGGACUUGGCUAUCCAUCACUUCCAACUUAUACCGUCAAAGAGUUCUAUGACCAGCGAGUUGCUGAGGGAAUAUUUCCAAGUGAAGAACAGUUAAAAGCAAAGUCAUUACAAGGACGUGUUGAAAUCGACCAAGAAGCUGAACAAGCGCGAGAGGAAGAAGAAAAAGAAUUAAAAAUUGAUAAUGACGAUCCUGAAUAUCUCCAAAGAACUAGAAAUAUGGACGAAUAUAAAGAUGAUCAUCGUCGUGGAUAUGGAAAUCGAUACAAUAGAAGUUAAGCUGAUUAUGUUGAGUGUAAAUGUAGAUUUUCAUUUUUUCAAAUCCGAUUUAUUAAAGUUUUCUCGACACUUAAAGAAAGACGAUAUGAACCAUGCAUUGCCCAAAAUUUUUAUCCCAUUUCAAUGAUAAAAUAAAUAAAUAAAAAUGAAAAAGUUUGUGGAAGUAUAAAUUUGUUUAGUUUGAGAUU
Messenger RNA from Clunio marinus, 1257 nucleotides. The record is from the annotation of a GenBank genome assembly. Lineage: Eukaryota; Metazoa; Arthropoda; Insecta; Diptera; Chironomidae.